Molecule: messenger RNA, 2814 nt
Organism: Manis javanica (Malayan pangolin)
Lineage: Eukaryota; Metazoa; Chordata; Mammalia; Pholidota; Manidae
Source: RefSeq, a predicted model, not a curated record
GUAGCUGUUUUCUGUUUUUUGAGUGGAUUAACUCACAUAGGCAAUGGAAUAACAGCUGAUUCUUCUCUUUAGGAGGAUUUGACCGUCUGGAACAUGCAUACUAAGCUCUGCAGUUCUGGGCUGUGCCAGCGGAUCCUUUAAAGGAAGAGCUAUGGCUGCCGCAGCAGCUUCUCACCUGAACCUGGAUGCCCUCCGGGAAGUGCUGGAAUGCCCCAUCUGCAUGGAGUCCUUCACAGAGGAGCAGCUGCGGCCCAAGCUCCUGCACUGUGGCCAUACCAUCUGUCGCCAGUGCCUGGAGAAGCUGCUAGCCAGUAGCAUCAACGGUGUCCGCUGUCCCUUCUGCAGCAAGAUCACCCGCAUAACCAGCCUGACCCAGCUGACAGACAACCUGACGGUGCUGAAGAUCAUUGACACAGCUGGGCUCAGCGAGGCCGUGGGUCUGCUCAUGUGCCGGGCCUGUGGGCGGCGGCUCCCUCGGCAGUUCUGCCGGAGCUGUGGUGUGGUGUUAUGUGAGCCCUGCCGGGAGGCGGACCACCAGCCCCCUGGCCACUGCACCCUCCUCGUCAAAGAGGCGGCUGAGGAGCGGCGUCAGGACUUCGGAGAGAAGUUGGCCCGCCUGCGGGAGCUUACGGGGGAGCUGCAGCGGCGGAAGGUGGCCUUGGAAGGCGUGUCCAAGGACCUCCAGGCAAGGUAUAAGGCAGUUCUCCAGGAGUACGGGCACGAGGAGCGCCGGGUCCAGGAGGAGCUGGCUCGCUCGCGGAGGUUCUUCACAGGCUCGUUGGCGGAGGUUGAGAAGUCCAAUGGUCAGGUGAUAGAGGAGCAGAGCUACCUGCUUAACAUUGCGGAGGUGCAGGCCGUGUCUCGCUGUGACUACUUCCUGGCCAAGAUCAAGCAGGCAGAUGUAGCCCUGCUGGAGGAGACAGCUGAUGAGGAGGAGCCAGAGCUCACCGCCAGCCUGCCACGGGAGCUGACCCUACAGGACGUGGAGCUCCUUAAGGUCGGCCAUGUCGGUCCCCUCCAAAUUGGGCAGGCUGUCAAGAAGCCCCGGACGGUCAACAUGGAAGAUUCCUGGGAUGUGGAGGCUGCAGCCUCGGCUGCCUCUACCUCUGUUACUUUUAGAGAGAUGGACCUGAGCCCUGAGGGAGUGGUCGCCAGCCCUAAGGCCUCUCCGGCUAAGCUGCGGGGCUCUGACAUGGCUGCCAACAUCCAGCAGUGUCUCUUUCUUAAGAAGAUGGGGGCCAAGGGCAGCACGCCAGGCAUGUUCAACCUUCCUGUUAGUCUCUGUGUGACCAGUCAAGGCGAGGUCCUGGUUGCUGACCGUGGCAACUACCGUAUACAAGUCUUCACGCGCAAAGGCUUUCUGAAGGAGAUCCGUCGCAGCCCCAGUGGCAUUGAUAGCUUUGUGCUGAGCUUCCUUGGGGCUGAUCUGCCCAACCUCACUCCCCUCUCAGUGGCCAUGAACUGCCACGGGCUGAUUGGUGUGACUGACAGCUAUGACAACUCCCUCAAGGUAUACACCUUGGAUGGCCACUGCGUGGCCUGUCACAGGAGCCAGCUGAGCAAACCCUGGGGCAUCACAGCCCUUCCAUCUGGCCAGUUCGUGGUGACUGAUGUGGAAGGCGGGAAGCUCUGGUGCUUCACUGUUGACCGAGGGGCAGGGGUGGUCAAAUACAGCUGCCUCUGUAGUGCCGUGCGGCCCAAGUUUGUCACCUGUGAUGCUGAGGGCACUGUCUACUUCACCCAGGGCUUGGGCCUUAAUCUGGAGAAUCGGCAGAAUGAGCACCACCUGGAGGGGGGCUUCUCCAUUGGCUCUGUGGGCCCUGAUGGGCAGCUGGGUCGCCAGAUUAGCCACUUCUUCUCCGAGAACGAGGACUUCCGCUGCAUCGCUGGCAUGUGUGUGGACGCCCGUGGUGAUCUCAUCGUGGCUGAUAGCAGUCGCAAGGAAAUUCUCCACUUCCCUAAGGGUGGGGGCUACAGUGUCCUCAUUCGAGAGGGGCUUACCUGUCCAGUGGGCAUCGCCCUCACUCCUAAGGGGCAGCUGCUGGUCUUGGACUGUUGGGAUCAUUGCAUCAAGAUUUACAGCUAUCAUCUGAGACGAUAUUCUACUCCUUAGGGGGUGAGGAGAUCAGUUUCUGCUUCUCAGCCAGUUUCUCUUUUCCUUAUUCCUUGGUGGUUGGCAGUAGUGUAGAAUAGACUUGGCUUAUGUCCUCAUUGCAGCUGGCUAGUCGUGGAAUUUUUGAUGCCCUGUCUUUAGUGUUUCUUAUUUGCAUUAUUUCCCCUGCUAAAUUUAGAGCCAAAUAGGACACGUGCUGUGGGGUUAGCCGAACUUUGGUUAGAACUUAGGCACUUCCAGGCUUCAGCAGAGAGCCUUCUGCCCCUGUAUUUGAAAUUUGCCCUUGUUGAUUCUCCUCUUUUGACUCUGAUAAUCCUUGUCCAUUAUUUCCUUCCUGUUAGAAUAUUCAUCAUGUGUGGCACUUUCUCCUCAACUCUGCUGCAUUUAGUGUGCAUGCUCCAGGGGGAUCUCCUCCCCCUCCCGGUGACAUUUCAGGUAUCGUAUCCCGGUGGCAUGAUGUCCCGACCCUGGUCACCUUUACCAGUGUGAAAGCUCAUUCAUUGCCACCAAAGGAGAUAAACAAUCCCUUUGAGAGGCAUUGCCUCUUGGCUCUAUAGAGGUUUUGUGCCAGUGACAGAAUGGAUUGAUCCUAGUUGGUUGGUCAAGGACUUUAGCCUGGGAUUGCUUGCCUUUGAAAGGACCAUAUGGAUUGGAAUUAUGUCAAUGUGUAGGAAGAUGGGAAUAAACAAAUGAAAUGCUAA